Molecule: messenger RNA, 4306 nt
Organism: Chara braunii
Lineage: Eukaryota; Viridiplantae; Streptophyta; Charophyceae; Charales; Characeae
Source: the annotation of a GenBank genome assembly
AGUUGCCACGUCAGCAGGCCACGUCAGCAGACCACGUCAGCAGGCCACGUCAGCAGAUUAUGUCAGUACAUCAGCAGGCCACGUCAGUAGGCUACAUCAGCAGGUCACAUCAGCAGGACACGUCAGCAGUGCCACGUCAGCAACAGGGGAUGCCACAUCAGCAGGCCCCGGCCUAGUCUAUGCUAUUGCGUUCACAUACAGCAGUCAUGGACCAGAGGCCCGGAGAAGCAAACGAGGCUUAUCAUGCCCGCAUGCUGGCAUGGAGUACCGAAACAAAGAAACGAGCAGAUGACGCUGCAGCAGCAGCAAAGAAGAAGGCAGAGGAUGCCGAGCAGGCACGUCUGCUGGCGAUUGAACAACAGCGCCAGCAUGACGAGGCAGCAGCAAGGGCCGCCGAUGAAGAAAGACACCAACGUCAUGAGAAGAUAUUUACCGGAGAGCAGGCUUUACUCACAAUGGCAGCGGACUGGCGGACCGAGGCGGAGAAUGGCAAGUUGGAGGAUAGCGCAAACAAGAUAGCGCUCCUCCUCUCGCACCUCACAGACCUCUUGGCAACCUGCAUUACACAGCAGGAGGAGAUCCACGGUCUCGACAACUCGCUAGCUCACGUCCAAGACCGCCUUCAGCAGUUGGAGCAGCGACCAGUCGCCGCCGCCGAUGCAAGCUCUUCCAAUACCUCUGACCGCCUCAACGCAUUAGAGAUGGACGUCGGCUCACUCAAAGAUGGCGUGCAAUUACAGCAGACCGCAAUGCAACAGUUGCAGCAGCGGAUCUGUACCACCGCCAAUACCUCGAGUUCGGAGCCGCGCGAGACAGCUCCAAAGUUUGACGGUCAGAAGAUCUUCUGCGACUCGAUGAAGACAGAUCCGAUUCCAUGGUUCCGCAAGUUCGAGCUCACGCUGCAGCUGCACAACGUCAAAGAACACAAGCACCACGCAUACUUGUACUCUCGCUCAGGGGGCGCGUGCCAGGCUUGGUUGGACAACCUCUUGUCCAAGUACGGAGUGAUAGCUGCCGACUUGCACACCAAGAUCAGUUGGGAUGAUCUGAAGGCGGCGUGGCACAAGAGGGUCCAGGUGGAGCCGCCGGAGAUCAAGGCCACGGACAAGCUCAUGAUCUUCGAGCAAGGCGCGCUGCCGAGUACGAACUGGAUCGCCGAGUACCAACGCUUGAUGUCAGUCCCAGACAUCCAGAUGGGCUUCAAAGCCAUCCGCCAUUACUUCAUCUCAAGGUCAUGUCCGGCAUUAAGCAAUGCCCUGACGCAUGUUGAGGACACCUUGACGACGACGGCGGAAUUGUUUGACAAGGCCGCGCAGAUCAUCAUCACGAACAAGGAGGCCAAGAACCUCCGUUCAUCUGCGUCAGGCCCGAGCAGGGACCAGCAUCGGCCAAGAGUGGUCGUGGUCGCAGCGGCAACUCUGUUUGAUCAAUCCAGCGAGGCUGUGUCUACCAGUGAAGGGGACAGACUCGCAGCCGCCCAGGAAGACGCAGGUCUGCCCAUUGAAAGGCAAGGGCAAACAGGGAAACUGUGCACCGCAGAGAGUGACUCGACGACACUCUCGACGCCUUCGGAACCGGUUUCUUCGCGAGUAACCGGCCUUCAUUCCGAGGCGCACGCGGAAGUCGAUAGUCCUCCUCUUCUACUCUCUUUCGAGGACUAUGCUGCCCAGCUCGUUCCUACGCUGGGUACUCAAGCUCAAGGACAAGAAGUGUGUGCGGUUUCUUCUCCGUCCGGCAACGGUGACAUAUCGUCUUCAAGUGGUUCUUUACGGGAUUCGGCACGCGAGUUCAACGUAGAGGCAUUGGACCCGCUCACGUCCGAGGACUUUGCAUGGCUUCCUCUCCCAACCACAGGCCGCUUGCCGGGACCGCAAUGCGCAGCACUUAGCGCUAAUCUUCACACUUACUUAUCCUUCUAUGCACCACCAACUUCGCCGACGGAUGACGAAGUCGCGGUGGGGGACAUCCUGGCGUAUACUACCAAGGUGGCCCGCGAGUUUCGCACGCAGCGGUACGAUGACAACAACGCACCGCUCAUGUAUGUCCGCAUUCAGGUUGGGCAAGCGUCCUGCAGCGCUUUGCUGGAUAGCGGCGCGUCUCCCAAUUUCAUGAGUCAGUACUUUAUGCAAAAGGCUGGCCUUGGCGCACAAGUUCGGAGGAAGGCAAACCCGACGACAAUCAAGUUGGCGGAUGGAAAGACGAAACAACUUCUCGACCGUUACAUCGAGGCCGUACCGGUCAACUUCGCACCUCAUGCAUGCGAACCGGUGACAUUCGAUAUUCUCGACACGGACUUCGACAUCAUUUUGGGAAUGCCUUGGCUUGCAAGUGCGGAUCACACGAUCAACUUCCACCGACGGACUCUUAGCGUUCGCGACGCCUUCGGCGCGGAAGUGGCGUGUACUAUUCCUCUACCGCACCCUUCGAUCCGGUGCCAAGUGGUGACGACCAAAUCAUUCCGGGCGACUUGCGCUUACGAGCAGCCCGAGGAGAUCGGCCUAUGUUUUUUAUGGACCGUCGCGGUAGCCGACUCUUCACCCACGGACUUGUCUUUGGACCCCCGUGUGGUACGGUUGCUGGACGAGUUCGCCGACAUCUUCGAGUCACCUACCGGUGUGGUGCCGGAUCGGCCGAUCUCUCACGAGAUCAUUCUUGAGGCCGGUGCCGUGCCGCCGAAAGGUUGCAUCUAUCGGAUGAGCGAGGAGGAACUUGAGGUCCUCCGCGCACAACUCGACGAUUUAUUGGCCAAGGGUUGGAUCCGCCCUAGCAGCUCCCCAUAUGGAGCACCAGUUCUCUUCGUCAGGAAGAAGAACAAGGAUCUACGACUGUGUAUCGACUACCGCAAGCUCAACGCGCAAACCGUCAAGAAUGCGGGGCCUCUUCCUCGCAUCGACGAUCUUCUUGAGCGAUUGGGCGGCGCAAAAUAUUUUUCCAAGUUGGAUUUGAAAUCAGGAUAUCAUCAAAUCUCGAUCCAGCCGAACGACCGCUACAAGACCGCGUUCAAGAUGCGGUACGAGCAUUUCGAGUGGGUGGUCAUGCCUUUUGGCCUCACCAACGCCCCGACGACCUUUCAGGCGGCAAUGAUCAAUGAAUUCCGUGCAAUGUUGGACCGAUUCGUGCUGGUCUACUUAGACGAUAUUCUCGUCUAUAACCGGUCAUUGGAGGAUCAUCUUGGGCAUCUUCGACGAGUGUUGGAGACGCUCCGCCGCGCCAAGUACAAGGCCAACCGCGACAAGUGUGAAUUUGUCCGGCAGGAGCUGGAAUACUUGGGCCAUUUCGUCACACCGGAGGGCAUCAGUCCGCUAUCGGACAAGAUUCAGGCCGUCCGAGAGUGGCCUGAGCCUCGGAAUGUCACAGAUGUCCGCUCGUUCCUCGGUCUCGCCGGCUACUAUGAGCGCUUCAUCAAAGGCUACUCGAAGAUCGCGGCCCACUUGAACAAGCUUCAAUGCGAGGAUCGGUCGUUUGACUUCGGAGAGGAGGCGCGGGGAUCAUUCUUCGCUCUCAAAGCCGCGCUAUUGUCUGCGGAGGUCUUGCGGAUAUACGAACCGCUCUUGCCUACGCGCAAAGUGCACAUCGUGCAUUCUAUUGAUGAUGCACGCAAGAAAGAGCUCCUCGCCUUCGUCCACGCGCUCAAGCGGUGGCGGCACUUCCUCCUUGGUCAAAGCCAAUUUCGCUGGGUAACGGACAACAAUCCGUUGUUCUUUUACAAGACCCAAGACACCAUCAAUAGCACCAUCGCUCGAUGGAUGGCUUUCAUCUACCAGUUCGACUUCUUUCCCGAUCACAUUCCCGGGAAGUCGAACCGUUUUGCGAAUGCUCUUUCACGGCGUCCGGAUCAUUGUACCGCGGUCUACUUAACGUUCGAGAUCGACGACGCCCUGCGGAACAGUUUCAUCCGCGGCUACCAAGCCGACCCCAAGUUUCGCGACAAGUACGCGAAUUGCUCCUCUCCUAAUCCGGCUCCUUCUCACUACUGGAUCCAAGAGGGGUACUUGCUUGUCCACACGCGGGGGAAGGACCUUCAAGUGAUCCUCACUUGCGUACACGGCUUCUUGGCGAGUUCCACGAUGCUCCCGCCACCGGACACUUUGGAGUCAAUCGUACGAUUGGCCAACUUCGCCAGCGAUUUUGGUGGCUCGGCCUUCUCGGCGACGUCACGCGCUAUUGCGAGUCAUGCGAGGUUUGCCGACGCUGCAAAUCCCACAACCAUCGUCUGUAUGGCGAGUUACGACCAUUGCCAGUUCCGUUGAGGCGAAGGGAAGCGAUUGCCAUGGACAUUACCGGCCCGUUCCCCAAGCACAAGACC